CUGCACACCCUACCAAAGCCCGGCCGCGGGCUCUAUAAAGCGCACCGCAGAAGCAAAGCAGCUACCUCAUCGCCUCGCCUCGUCUCUUGCUCUCUCUCUUUGCCUUCUUGCUCGGCCUCCUCCUCGCAGCAGCAGCAGCCUCUCAGCUUCUCUCGUUGCAUUAUUCGACGGACGCCGACUGCUGAGGAGAUCCAGCAAGGAAGUGAGAAAUGUCUGCGAACGAGGGAGACCUGACGAUGAGGGUGAUCGCCAUGGGCGGCGAUGCCGCCGCGGAGAGGAGGGCUGCCGAGGAGAAGCUCUGCGAGUACACCCUCGACGGCUCCGUGGACAUCAAGGGGCGGCCGGCGGUGAAGGGCAAGUCCGGAGGAUGGCUCGCCGGAGGCCUUAUUCUCGUGAACCAGGGCCUGGCGACGAUGGCCUUCUUCGGCGUGAACGUGAACCUGGUGCUGUUCCUGACGAGGGUGGUGCAGCAGAGCAACGGCGACGCGGCCAACAACGUGAGCAAGUGGACGGGCACCGUCUACAUGUUCUCCCUCAUCGGCGCCUUCCUCAGCGACUCCUACUGGGGCCGCUACAAGACCUGCGCCAUCUUCCAGGCCAUGUUCGUCCUCGGGCUCGGGCUGCUGUCGCUCUCCUCGCGGCUAUACCUCAUCAGGCCGGUCGGGUGCGGCACGGAGCACACGCCCUGCGCCUCGCACUCCGGCACGGAGAUGGGGAUCUUCUACAUCGCGCUCUACAUGAUCGCCUUCGGCAACGGCGGCUACCAGCCCAACAUCGCCACCUUUGGGGCCGACCAGUUCGACGAGGAGGACCCCGCCGAGGCGCACUCCAAGGUCUCCUUCUUCAGCUACUUCUACCUGGCGCUCAACCUCGGCUCGCUCUUCUCCAACACCUUCCUCAGCUACCUCCAGGACCAUGGCAAAUGGGUUCUCGGGUUUUGGGCCUCCACCGGCGCCGCCGCCACCGCCUUGCUGCUCUUCCUCAGCGGGACGCCCCAGUACCGCCACGCGCAGCCCUGCGGCAACCCCAUGGCCAACAUCUGCCAGGUGGCCUCCGCCGCCUGCAGGAACUGGAAGUCUGGCGGCGUGUCGCCCGACGUGGAGAUCCUGUACGAGGGCGACGAGAAGACGGACGCCGGUUCAAGGAAGCUUCUGCACACUAAAGGCUUCAGGUUCUUGGACCGCGCGGCACUCACCACCGAAGACACCAACUCCAAGCUCGCCACCUGCAGCAAAACGCGCGACCAGUGGAAGCUGUGCACGGUGACGCAGGUGGAACAAGUGAAGAGCAUCCUCCGGAUCCUCCCUAUCUGGGUCUGCACCAUCCUCUACUCCGUCGUCUUCACCCAGAUGGCGUCGCUCUUCGUCGUGCAGGGGGCCGCGAUGCGCCGGGCCACACCUUUGGGCGGCUUCUCGAUCCCGGCCUCCAGCAUGUCGGCCUUCGACAUCCUCACCGUGGCCACCACCAUCUUCCUGUACCGGCGGGCCAUCUGCCCAUUCCUGGCACGGUUCACCGGCCGCUCGACCGGACCCACCGAGCUGCAGAGGAUGGGCCUUGGCCUGGUCCUCGGCGCAAUGGCCAUGGCCACCGCCGGCACGGUCGAGCACUUCAGGAAGGCCAGCGCGACCACCGCCAACAGCAGCGAGCUGCACAUCCUGUGGCAGGUGCCGCAGUACGCGCUGAUCGGCGUGUCGGAGGUGAUGAUGUACGUGGGCCAGCUCGAGUUCUUCAACGGCGAGAUGCCCGACGGGUUCAAGAGCUUCGGCAGCGCGCUGUGCAUGAUGUCCAUGUCCCUCGGCAACUACUUCAGCGACAUCAUCGUGAGCGCGGUGACCAAGGCCACCGCCGUGGACGGGCGGCCGGGCUGGAUACCGGCGGACCUGAACGAGGGCCACCUCAACAAGUUCUACUUCCUGCUCGCCAUACUCUCUGUCGCCGACUUCGCGGUGUACCUCGUCUUCGCCGGCCGCUACAGGAAGAGCUGCAAGGUGGACGGGCGGAGCGACGACGAGGAGGAAGGAAGCGUGGACGACGAGGAGGCAUGCCACGCGUGACUCGGCGGCCUCUCUCGACGGCCGCCUGGCUGCGGUGGUUCUUGAGAUCGGAGACUUCAUGCACGAGCAUUGGUACGUACGUUCAGCGCGCGCGACGGGUCUCUCGUUGAUGAUAGGACAUGCAUGGGAUCGGCGGUGGCUGGCUGCUGCUGCGACUAAAGAAUAAGCAUGCCAGUGUCAUGUGCAACUACGAUGGCAUGUACGCCUAUGUCUAGCUAUGUGUUCGUUUCUUGGCAUUUUUGGCCAGUGUGACGCUGUAACUGACCACUACUUAUGUUCACGGUACCGCUGACUAGUCUGCUACCACUUCAUUUAUAUGCAUGCAUGGACAGCGCACUUCAUUUGUAUGCAUAACUUUCUUUCUUCC
Messenger RNA from Triticum aestivum (bread wheat), 2421 nucleotides. Its product is annotated as protein NRT1/ PTR FAMILY 7.2. The coding region runs from base 210 to 2054 and encodes 614 amino acids. Gene Ontology annotation, cellular component: membrane. The transcript has 4 exons. The record is from RefSeq and is a predicted model, not a curated record. Gene Ontology annotation, molecular function: transmembrane transporter activity. Lineage: Eukaryota; Viridiplantae; Streptophyta; Magnoliopsida; Poales; Poaceae. Gene Ontology annotation, biological process: transmembrane transport.